This is a messenger RNA of Racocetra fulgida, 309 nucleotides long. Lineage: Eukaryota; Fungi; Glomeromycota; Glomeromycetes; Diversisporales; Gigasporaceae. The record is from the annotation of a GenBank genome assembly.
AAAUGUGAAAAUGUGAAUUCAAAGAAAUUGAAACGUAAAGUGCGAUUUGAUUAUUCUGAUUCAGACGAAGGCAUUGAAAUAUAUGGCACUGCCAUGUAUUACAUUGCACUUUGUAAUUUAUAUGGGAACAGCACUGAAAAAAAUGAGGUGUACGCUUUAAGUAUCGCAGAUUAUCUUGGCCAAAAACAAAAAUAUAAUGAUGCUUUAAAAAUUUAUGAUAUAUUAUCUUCUAAGGCUGAAGGUGUUAAAAUAAAAUCAAAAGCUUCUCAAAAAAUUAAUGAAUAUCAAAAACAUAAGCCUAAUAAAUAA